Crotalus tigris (Tiger rattlesnake) is the source of this 1046-nucleotide messenger RNA. It is a transcript of the gene BAD, whose product is annotated as BCL2 associated agonist of cell death. NCBI's taxonomy places the organism in Eukaryota, Metazoa, Chordata, Lepidosauria, Squamata, Viperidae. The transcript has 4 exons. Gene Ontology annotation, biological process: apoptotic process. Bases 176 to 583 code for a protein of 135 amino acids. The record is from RefSeq and is a predicted model, not a curated record.
AUUGGGCCCCGCCGGUGGCAGUUCUUUAUCGCCUUGGCGACUCCGGCUGUCUCUCCGCUCGCGGUAAACAGGAGGAAGGGCGCGCAGGCAGCGUUCCGUCCGCAGGCAGCCACUACGUCUAAGCCUUCUGGAAAACACGGAGUCAAGAGGCAGGGGCAAUGCCAGCCCCCUGAUCAUGUUCCAGAUUUCCGAAUUUCAAGACGAAACCUUCGCCGCCGCUGAAAAGGACCCCGCGGAUCUCAAACUGAGUGUCGGGGCCCCCAAGGAUCUCAACAGCCCCUAUCAUGAGAACCCAGAACUGAGACGUCGAAUUGGGUCGGACCAACUAGAUUCGGAGACCUCAGAUGAGGUGGGGGCUUUCCGGGCACGUUCACGCUCCGCCCCUCCCAUCCUGUGGGCCGCGCAGCGAUACGGGCGGGAGCUACGCAGGAUGAGCGAUGAAUUUCACGGUGCCCUGCAGAAGCUGCCGCGCCCCAAAAGCGCAGGGACCUGUUCCCACAUGGACCACCCUCCCAGCUGGAAGGACACUCUGCGGUCAUGGUGGCGCCGAAGUUGCCCGGAGAACGGACCCUCCGGUUCUUAACCGGGUUUUGCUGCUAUCUGUUAUGGGGGUGAAGGGGUGGUGGGAGGGAGAAAUUCGGUGGGGUCUCAGCGGCACCCUUUUCCCUCUGUGAUGUCUCAAAAUUAUUCCCGGUGCCAAGUUUGUUCCCUAGCACUUCCAUUCUUUACGCCACCUACAAGAAGUUUACUCUGGAUCUGACAUUGUGGCACCGUCCAGAUUUUUUACCCUCUGCCCCUUUAACCCUAAAUUAAAUUCUGGGUUUUUUUUUUCCUUCUCAGUAUCCAACACCCCCCAAUUUUCCAGAAUCUCCAUCUUCUUCUUUCUACAAAACCAAGCAAAUUUACCUGGAUUUUAUUUUAACAAGGCCAAAAAAAACCACCAUUGGAUUUUUUCUCUCUCUCAUGUUCACCCUCUGUAUCGUUGCUGUUUAUUUGUCCAAUUCCUAAAGAAAAAUGUAUAUAUAAAGGUUGUUAUUUCUGGCUUC